This is a messenger RNA of Drosophila rhopaloa, 2920 nucleotides long. RefSeq lists its product as uncharacterized. The record is from RefSeq and is a predicted model, not a curated record. The transcript has 2 exons. The coding region runs from base 406 to 1545 and encodes 379 amino acids. Lineage: Eukaryota; Metazoa; Arthropoda; Insecta; Diptera; Drosophilidae.
UAAUUUAGUUUUACCCAAGGCCGUCAGCUGGGUGGUGGACAGGGGGAUCAACGCGUACCACCUAGAACCUAGUUCCUAAGUGGACGUGCCGUAACUGUCUGUACACCCGGAAGUGCGACUACACUCUCCUCGUGAGGGCGGCUGGAAACAGAUCCUUCGGCACGGUCAUGUCUCUGCCGAGGGAUGCUGGCUAAUGGUAGUCGGGCGAAGAGAAGACAACUCUUGAAGAUCACCCCAAUCCAAGACGGAACAGCCUGCGUCGAAGGAUGCGUGGCCGAGGGGUAGCUCGGUUUUGAGUAGGCGAACUCUGCGCACCUGUCGACCCGCAGUUUCAAUCCAGACUUCCUGCGGCACCUCGGGCUCUGGCGUGGGCGACCUCCUUUCCCGUGCACUCGUGGGAAUCAAAUGAAUAGUUAUAUAUUUUCAGAGUCAGAUGCUGCUCCUAAAGCAUCGCCAAUCCAAAAUCCUGUGGUGGAUUCGGGCCCUGGCUUUGUCAGGCUGAAAACCAAGCAAAAGAAAUUACUGAGAAAGGCUCUUCGAGAAGGAAUAACCAGAGAGAAGGCUAUAAAAAUAGUUCAAGCUAUUCCUAAUGAAAAUGGACUUCUACGAGCUCCCUAUAAAUUUAGGGAUAUAGUAAACCCGACCAAUGGGCCCUUCUCUAGUGUAGUUAGAUUUGUAAGACUCGGUUUUGCUUCGGAGUCUGAUGGGACUAUGCUUACAAGCGAGCAAUUGUCCAGGAUUCAGGAAGCCAUAAUUGAUGUCACCGUGGAGCAUGCGGGUGGCGAGAUGCCCCAGUUCGAAAAAUGUGUGGCUCGAAAAGGUUGGCUUAUGGUAAUCUGCGCCAACUUUUCCACCUCACAGUGGCUCAAGCGCAAUUUCUGUCACAUCCAAGCAAAGGUAGAGUUUAAACUCAAGCUAAUGACAGAGGAGGAACUUCCGAGGAAAAAUGUGAUCCGUGGCUACUUUCCAGACAGCCUAUCAACCGGCAACCAAAAGGUCCUCGAUAUUAUAGAGGCCCAAAAUCCGGUGUCCACCACGGAAUGGAGGGUUUUAAAAAGGCUAACCUAUGGAGAACUUUUGCAUCUUGUCAUUUCAGUUGACAAUGAAUCACAGAAGAAAUUGGUAGAUCUAGAUGGGAUUAUCUCCUUCCGAUUCGGCCGUUUGAAAUUCAGUAUGAAGGAAGAUAAGGAAACAAUGAUUAGAAAGCAAUCAUUAAAGCCAAAAGAGAAACCAAUACAAGUUACUCAACCCCUACAGAAAGUUACUCCACCCCUACAGAAAGUUACUCCACCCCUACAGAAAGUUACUGCAAGUCAGGCUGCUGUGCCUGUAGUUCAAAAUCCAUCAAACUGCAACAAUGGUCAGUGGCUCAACUAUAAUGGUAUGACAUGGAACACCUAUUAUUAUCCUUGGACCCAAUGGGGAUUUCAAUCAAACUACAGUUAUAUUCCACCUAAUCCAAAAACCUUUUCGGGUCCUGGGUUCUCGGAAUCGGGUGCUUGGGUUGGAACCAACGUACCACCACCUCCCCUAGGAAACAGCUAAAGAAAAGGCUCCUUAGUUAACUCCCCUUUUUCAUCAAAGAAUCAAGAUUUUAUAGCAAAAAAGUUCAACAUAGAUCGGUAAACUUUUAGGGAGAUCUCGAGGAAAAGAGGUAUUUAGAGUUUUUAAUGAGUAUACAUUUAAACAGGACUCUUUCAACUUCCACUUCCACCAACUUCAAUAUUGAUUCUUUUAACCAAGACCACUCACUAUUUUACAAUGAUUUUGCUUACAGCAUAAAAAACAGUAACACUGGUUACACCAAAGGAUUCGAAGUUUUAGAGAGAAUUUAUGUCAAAACACCAAAAUACCAUAACACUGGUUCCACUAAAGGAUUACAAUGGCUUGGCCAACAGCAUGUGGUACAAUAACACUGGUAACAUUUAAGGAUUUUAGUUUUAUGAAGAUAACCUUCAUUAAAAGUUGACAACUAGACUCUUAUGGUUUAGAAUUAAUAGAACAGUGGUUCUAUUUUCCAAAAAGAUAAAUUGUACAUUUUCUGAAAUGGGAAUUAACAUUAACCAAUAUUUGAUUUCUGGUUGUGUCAAAAUUUUAUUAUUGAAUAUACCCACGUUUCUCCCUUAAAAGCGAAUAUUGUAUACAAUCAUAUCUCUUUUCAGAGCGUUGCAUAUCAUUAAAAAUCUUUUAAAAAUGUUUGGAACUUUAUGGUUACAUAACAUCCACCAAAUAUGAUGAUGGGAGAAAUAUGUUUCGUUGAAAUCAGGCUAUACAGGAUAUAUCCUUUGGGUACUGGGAAUAUUAACUUUUCCGCGCACGCUCCUUUCGCUAAUUAAAUCUAAUGCAACCUGUAAUAAAUUCGCUUGUCGCGCUUUUCCGGCCGUGCAAAUCAACCCUUUUUUCGUCGUCUAGCUAUGCAAAUUCUGGCGGCAAAUUGCCCUGGUGCCAUUCAGCCUUAUCAUCCUGCAUCCUGAAUCGUGAAUCCUGUACCUGCCAUAGUCACCCUCGUAGAUCCUCCGAUUCCCUCGCGAUUUGGCGAACAAAGCAAUUUGCUGGCAGCCACGCGAUUCAAUUUUCGCCAAAAUAUUGAACAUAAUAGUAAAGUUUUAUGCGAAUUCCGUUGGCAGAACAUCCGUUUCCGACUUGAAAAGAGGGUAGACUUUGGCCACCUCCACCUCCACCUCCAUCCACCCUUCACUUCCAGAUUGACAAUCAGCAUGCGGUCUCAUAUCCGCUGGAAAGGCAAACAAAACCCCGCAAAACUUUCACUUAUGCGAUAUUGCGAAACUAUUGGGCUGCACAACCCGUUGACACAAAUCGCACUAAAUCAAAAAUUAUACUUUGCACAAAUAUAGCGAAAGGAUGCCUCGCAGGAAGUCUCUACGCCCUGUGGCCAUAAAUCUCAUCUAGUCAAAUAUUG